UAUAUAUAUGGAUUUACACAGAUAUUUUCUACAUGCAUAUAGAACGUUAGUUUUUCGAGAAUAAAACAUGGUCGUUACGUUCAAUAGUUGCUAGGGAUUUUUUUUCAGUGUAUUAACCAGUUGAAUGUAACAACGAACGAUUCGUGCGUAUGAUAUUUUGUAUCAAUAAUAUUUGUGUGUGGAAAAAAAAAAUAUAAAAUUAAUACAAUGCAAAAUCCAAACGAAGAUACAGAGUGGAAUGAUAUUCUCAGGAAGAAGGGAAUUAUUCCUGAGAAAGCCAAAGAAAAAGAAGUGACAGAAGAUCAAAUAUUAGAUAUUGUAGAAAAUACAAUAAAUGAAAAGACUGGAUGCACUGCUAAUGAUUUAGAAAAAAAAACUUUGGACGAGUUGGAUGAAUUGGAAGAUGAAGAAGAUGAAAUGAUUCUUUUAGAAUAUAGACGUAAAAGGAUAGCAGAAAUGCAGGAGUUAGCAAAAAAAAACAAGUAUGGAGAGAUUAAGGAAAUAUCUGGAAAGGAAUAUAUUCAAGAAGUUAAUAAUGCAGGAGAUGUUUGGGUAGUUCUGCAUUUAUAUAAACCUGGAAUUCCUAUAUGUUCACUUGUCAACCAAUACUUAGCUUCCAUAGCAAGAAAAUUUCCUGCAACAAAAUUUCUCAAAAGUAUUUCCACUACUUGUAUACCUAAUUGGCCGGACAGAAAUCUUCCAACUAUUUUUAUUUAUCACAAAGGAAACAUGGUUAAAAAAUUUAUUGGACCUAUAGAAUUGCGUGGAAUGAAACUCACCGAAGAAGAACUAGAAUGGAUGCUUGGUCGAGCAGAAGCUAUACCAACGCAAAUAGAAGAAAAUCCACGUCCACAAGUAAAAGAUGUUUUAUUUUCUAAAUUAAAAGGCAAUAGUGAGACGGAUGAUUGGUAACUUCUUUUUAUAAUUAGGUAAUUAUAUAAAGACUAAUGGAAAGGUGCUAAAAGUGUGAAUAUCAUGUACCAAAAAAUAUUUUAUUUCUUCUUUUAAUUUAUGUAUAUACAAAAAUUUAUGUAUAUACACUUAUUACAAAGUAUUAACCUCAAAAAUA
Vespa mandarinia (Asian giant hornet) is the source of this 1069-nucleotide messenger RNA. RefSeq names its product viral IAP-associated factor (gene viaf). Lineage: Eukaryota; Metazoa; Arthropoda; Insecta; Hymenoptera; Vespidae. Gene Ontology annotation, biological process: protein folding. Gene Ontology annotation, cellular component: cytoplasm. The record is from RefSeq and is a predicted model, not a curated record.